AUGUCUAUUGCAAUAAUGAAGAUUAUACAGUUGACACUCUGUUUUGCCUUCAUUUGUGGUGUUUAUAGUUCUCAUGUUAGCGAAUCUGCAAUGGAUGAUAUUGAACAAGUCAACAAAGGUGGGAAUUAUGAUCAAGUGGAUAUGAAACUAACAGAAGAACAACGUGCGAGUUUCCAUUCUAUAAAAAGCAACAAUCGAAACAGAAGAUCAAUCUAUGAUAAAAUGUAUAACGCUAGAUGGUCUAAAGCUGUUGUUCCCGUUACCAUAAGUUCCGAGUUUGGUGAAUCCGAAAAAGCAACAAUAUAUAAAGCUAUCAGGAAUAUCGAGAGCGUCUCCUGUGUUCGUUUUAAGGAAUAUCCUGCAGCUUCUGCUCCCGUGGAUCACGUGGAUAUCUACAGAGGGUCCGGAUGCUGGUCGUAUAUUGGUCGGACUGGAGGACGUCAAGAUUUAUCCUUGGGUUAUGGUUGUGUCCAUGUACAUACUGUCAUUCACGAGCUUUUGCAUGCUCUUGGUUUUUUCCACGAACAGUCACGGCCAGAUAGAAAUCAAUAUGUCACCGUUAACACAAGGAAUAUUAGAGCAGGAUAUGAAUCAAAUUUUGACAUUUCUGAAUAUUCCCACAAAGAUGGAUUUGGUGUUAAAUAUGAUUCAGAAUCUAUCAUGCAUUAUGGAAGGUACGUAUUUAAACUCUGGGGUUAUGAUAUAAAUACCACCAGCCACUAA
Messenger RNA from Hydractinia symbiolongicarpus, 723 nucleotides. Its product is annotated as zinc metalloproteinase nas-4-like. NCBI's taxonomy places the organism in Eukaryota, Metazoa, Cnidaria, Hydrozoa, Anthoathecata, Hydractiniidae. The coding region runs from base 1 to 723 and encodes 240 amino acids. The transcript is spliced from 6 exons. Gene Ontology annotation, biological process: proteolysis. Gene Ontology annotation, molecular function: zinc ion binding; metalloendopeptidase activity. The record is from RefSeq and is a predicted model, not a curated record.